AUGCAUUCUAAAAAAUACCAGGAGACGGUGACAUUUGGGGAGAUCGCUCCACAGUACGAGAAUAUCCGGUUCGCGAGGAAUCAAGGUCAUGGCCAGCUCGUGGCGACGAGUCGGCCGUUGUGGAACCCACGAUACUGGUCGAGAAAGAUUUGGAUAGCCAUCGUGGUGGUUGUGGCGAUUAUCGUGGCGAUUAUUAUUGCUGUUGCCGUCACCGUGACCAAGAAGAAUGCGUAUCCAGACUAUUCGGCGCUGAAAUACGACUUGCGGGAUACCUCUCACGGCUUGGUGCACUACGUCCCGCGAGCAGAUGCCGUCAACCGUAACCUCACCUACGCCACGCAGAACUCAGCCUUCCUCCGCGUCGACACCGCCGUAGGACCCGACUCCAAUCCCAACGCCUCAACCGGCCGCUUCUCCGUGCGCCUCGAAUCCAAAAAGACAUACAAUAGCGGCCUCUUCAUCUUCGACAUCAAGCACACCCCCUACGCAUGCGGCGCCUGGCCGGCGCUCUGGCUCACCGACCCGUCAAACUGGCCAGACCACGGCGAAAUCGACAUCAUGGAGGCCAUCAACCAGGGGGCCGCUGGAAAUACCAUGACACUCCACACCACCGGCGAUUGCUCCAUGGGUGUGAGGCGGAAGCAGACCGGCGAGACGGACCAGGAGAACUGCGACCAUGGCGUCAACAGUAACGCCGGCUGUGCGGUCAGGGAGAGCCCUUCGACAUUUGGACCGAAGCUCAACGAUGCCGGCGGCAGCGUCAUGGCCGUGGAAUGGAGGAGGGCCGGCAUUCGCAUGUGGCAGUUUGCCAGGAGUGCCGUCCCGAGUGACAUCGCGGGCAAGCAGCCGAAUCCUACGACUUGGGGGACUGCUGCUGCGGAUUUUCCAAGCACGGCCUGCGACAUCGGGUCGCGUUUUAAGAACAAUUCCAUCAUUGUCAACAUUGACCUGUGUGGCGAUUUGGUCUAUGGAAGCUGGGACAAGUCUGGAUGCCCUGGUACCUGUCAAGAUGUCGUUGCGAAUCAACCCGACUCGUUCAAGACGGCCUUUUGGGAGUUUGGCUCGUUCGAAGUCUACCAGUCGACGUGA
Messenger RNA from Metarhizium album ARSEF 1941, 1089 nucleotides. Its product is annotated as Concanavalin A-like lectin/glucanase. Bases 1 to 1089 code for a protein of 362 amino acids. The record is from RefSeq and is a predicted model, not a curated record. The transcript is spliced from 4 exons. Gene Ontology annotation, molecular function: hydrolase activity, hydrolyzing O-glycosyl compounds. Lineage: Eukaryota; Fungi; Ascomycota; Sordariomycetes; Hypocreales; Clavicipitaceae. Gene Ontology annotation, biological process: glucan catabolic process.